CGUAAUUCUUUCUUCAAUUUGCUCCAAUUCUUCAAUUUGCGAUUCUAUAUUUGAAUCAUUAUUAUUGGUAUAUAUUACUUCUACGUAACUUUUCUAUGUAACAAUUGCACAACGUAUCUUCUUCUCUCGGGUCGUCACAGCAGGUUGAUGAUGUACGGCGAAGAGGAUGAUGAUCGUGGCGAUGCCAAGUGAAGGGGGAGAGAGAGAUCAUUGGCAUAUCUUCGAGAGUGGGAGGAAGUAGUAGGUUCAGUCCGCGCCGAACCGCCGCGAAGUGUGGAUUCAGUGAACGAUUCACACGAACUGAUCAGUUUUGCCUUUGUCUAUCAUUGAUUUUGCAAUUAUCGCGUGAUUGAUCGUCCUUUACAUUGGAAAUAACGUAACGAAUGUUGCUGAUCAAGUACCUCGUAGGGAUUCCGCUUGAAAGCUUGAAGUCCGGCCACAGUGAGGCGUCAUGAAGGAGGUCCAGGAGCAGCAGCAGCCGGAGUCAAUGGAAUCCAACGAGUCGGUUUCCGGUUCGAACGAGUACGCCUAUCGACCGCUCACGACAAAGCACAGAAGGGCCGGAAGUACCGGAACAACCGGCGACGAGGAAUACACCACGGACGAGGAUGAGCUUUACACGGAUGAAGCUGAUUGCUCGAUCGGCGCUACGUUACAUCCGCCUCAUCCCAUCCUUAAAUCAGACCUCGCGAGAGCAGCCACGGAUCUCUUCGGAUACGCCGCUAAGCGCGAGGAUGAAGACGAAGAACCCACUAGUCUGUUCGAUGAGGAUGAUAACAAGUUCCUAGGUGAUAGCUCAACCAAAACCACUCCACUAUUCGCGUACAACGAAAAGCUACAAGGUGUUCUAUCGAGACAUCGAAAUCCAUCGGAAGAAAAUAUCUGUAAAAAUGAUUUUAGUCGGAAGUACCAUCGAAGCAAGAAUUACUGUGCGUUCCUAAAAAAAUCAGCAGCCCACCAUCGCCUACCACACUUCCGAUUGAAUACAGUUGAAGCUGCGGGAGAAACAAGCGAUGAGAAAAUUGAUACGGACUCGACAAAGGACGAUAAUUCCCAUGAAUCCUCGAAGAAAUUCUCUCUUCCCAAAGAUACAAAGGUAAUUUUAUUUUUUGGUUUACCUUUGAGUAUUCUUGACGUAUAAAAAUAAAAAAAAAAUAUUAAUAAAAUAAUAUUACUGUGCGUUCCUAAAAAAAUCAGCAGCCCACCAUCGCCUACCACACUGCAAUGGGAAAGAGCAGUGGCCGAAGUAAAAGAGCAUGCGGUGGCAAAGCUGCAGGAAGAACUUAAAAGAGCUCAUGAGGAAUUGAAACUGAAGGACGAGGAAGUGGCUAGACUUUCGCGGAUCAGGCAAGAUGUAGAAGCCGAGCUCGAAGAACUCACUGCCAGUCUCUUUCAAGAGGCACAUAAUAUGGUUCGAGAAGCUAAUGUACGCCAGGCAACGGCGGAGCGUCUUCUAGAGGAAAGUCGCAUGAAAUCGGAAGUGCUCGCGGCCGAAGUAGCAGCUUUGAAAACUUUGGUGCUCACAUCCACACCGUCAAGGCCCAAUCCUCAUUUGCAUCCUCAAAUCGACAUGAAAGGUCGUCUUAAUAAUGGAGAGGAGGGUCAGCAAGGCCUUUUUAUGAAGAAACAUCGAAGAUCGCCGUCGCAUUUUAAUUUAAAAUAUGGUCGCGAAAAUUCGCCGCCUGAUUCGCCGGUGAAGGAGCAAAGGUUGCCGUUACCGAUUGACAAGGAGAUUCUCGAGAGGGAUUGGAAGCGGGAACGCGAAAAGGAGAAAGAAAGGGAAUGCAAAGACUUCGGUUUGGAAGUCGAUCCGAGAGUGCAUACAGAAUUUCUCAGGUGGAAGGCGAAUCCUUGCGUUGACAAGAGCGAUUUCUUCGUUGCGAGGGUAUUUAGGGAGGAUAUCGACUUGUGUUUAGAUUUUCCUAAUAAAGAAUUGGGAGCUAAAGUCAGACAAGCCGUUCUGGACGGCAUUAUCUUUAUCGAAGCGGUCAGCGACAAAACAAAACUCGCUUUUCCCAAAAAAUGCGCACUGUUAGAGGCACCACGUCAAUGUCAUUAUCGUAUGCGGCUUGGUGAUCAAGAGAAUCAAUGGCACUGCAUUUCGCAGAUUUGUCGCAAUCGAAUUAUAGCGGUGUGUGAUUUUCUUAAUUAUUUGAGAUACGUCGAGCGCGGCCUCGUCAAAAGCUCAGUUCAUGACGUUUAUUGGGAAAUCACGCGGCUAAGAAAGGAAAUGGUUUUCGCACGAUUGGGUCUGGCAUUGUCAUCCUGAGGUACGCGCAGGCGAGAUGUUAUUUAGUCUCGAAUUAAUUUUAGCCAGGGAUUUUUUGAGAGAAUCAAUCGUGCGUAGAUUACGCAAAAAAUUGAUAUAAUUUAACGACUAUCUCGUCGAUCAUCGGCCUUUCACCUAGCAAAGGUGAUAGUACCAUCAUUUUUGAGAUAUCUAGAGUCUCUCUAAUUCUGUCAAAUAAUUCUGACGAUAACAAUGUUUCCAAGAAAUUUACAUGUUGUUGAAGAGGCUAUAUUAUUUAUGAAAAGGUAUGUGUAAUUUAUUCAUGGAACUUUCUUCUCUUUUUUAUUUUCAUAGCGCGAUCGAUGAAUUAACUCGCUGCAUUAAUUUAUUUCUACUUCUUUACACACAUACAUUACUCAGGAUUAGAUUUGACAUUAAGUUCCAAAAGAAGCGUCAUUUUUGCCACACAUGAAUUUCUUCGAAAUAUUGAUGCCUUCUAUGGCAAAUUUUAGGUUUAGUUAUUUGCAAACAAGUUAAAAGGCGACAAUGAAGCUGAUUACAAGGCUGUGAAUGAUCUUGACAGGCGAAUCAGUUCGAUGGUACUUCUAUAUGAAAAGUGUAAAUAAUAGAAGAGAUUUUUGAGAUAUUGUAUCAUGUUUUCUCUAGUUUAACUGAACAUCGUCGAACUUAUCGUUAAACUCAUGUGAAUUACAACGUUUAACAAUUGAAUUUUAACGUGUGAAUUAUAACAGUUCAAUAACAAUUUUGAAUCUAUUGACGUUUAUUCCAUGAGAUAUUUAAUGGUUAACACAAUCAUAUUAUAUAAUCAUAUUAUGAAAUUACAUGAUAUCGCGUGAUUUGGUAUUAACAUCAAAGGAAGAAACUCAGUGUUUAUGAAUUAUUUAUAUUUACAUCUUAUAUCGUAUUUAUGCAGAUCAGUUUUUGACCUGUUAUUGUAUUAAUUUUUUUAUUUGUAUUACAUAUUUUGUUGUGUUAAUUUAUCGAUUUAUAUAUUGCGUUAAUCCGAUUUUAUUAAUUAUUGGUUAUUAAUUAAGAAUUUAUUACAAUUCUUAAGUGUUUGUACCAAAUCCCGUGACUGUAAAAUUCGUCAUUUAAAACUAAUUAUACUCAUUGUUGGAUCAUGAUGACUAUAUAUAUAUAUAUCUACUUUCGAUAUUAUUACUCUUAGGAAGGAUUUACAUCUGUGUGGACCAUACGAAUCUCAAAAUUCUUAGUGUACAUAGAACUAGGAACUUCUAUAUCAUGUCUCAUAAUACUUCUACACGUCUAUCAUAAUGCGUCCGGUUGUAUGGAACAUUUGUUUCUACUCUACAAAUAUUAAUCUGGCAUGUUGAAAGUAUAGAUUCUUUGAUAGAGAUUACGUUAAUAUGUCAAUCAAAACUGACAUUUACGUCAGUUAUGUAUUUUCUGAGAUCGUAUAUAUAAAUAUCUAUCAUAUAUUUUGUUUACUACGAGAAUAUUUUCGAGUUUGAAUUUCGAAUCGCAAUAUGCUAAUCGAUUUUUUAGGUAAAUAAUCUCUGCAACAAUUUGCUCGAUAUGUGAUUCGAAAUAUUUAAUUAUAAAAAUGAUCGAGAUGUAUAGUUAUUUCGAUGUUGUAAGACGAUGCUGAUUUAUUAGGUUCUUAUUUAGACUCUGUGUUGUCUUCCAUUAUUUAACUACAUUUGCUAUGACAGUAAGUAAAAAUAUGCAAAACGAUUUAUAGAUUAUGUAAUUGAUCACUUUAAAUCAUGCCAAGCGUACAAAUUGUGGCCAACGAUAAAAACGAAUAACGUUCCGUUGGAUAUUUUCCAACGGGACGUGGAAAAAGACUUUUUCUAAACAGUUUUCUUCUGUGAAUAGAAAAUGUGUUGAUUGUAUAUCAAAUGUGUAAAUAGAAUCUUCUAACAUUACUUGAGAUAGAAACUUGUAUUUAAAAAUGAAAUAUAAAUUAUCGCUAUUGCAAAAA
Molecule: messenger RNA, 4196 nt
Organism: Formica exsecta
Lineage: Eukaryota; Metazoa; Arthropoda; Insecta; Hymenoptera; Formicidae
Product: guanine nucleotide exchange factor for Rab-3A-like
Exons: 9
Biological process (GO): exocytosis
Cellular component (GO): Golgi to plasma membrane transport vesicle
Molecular function (GO): guanyl-nucleotide exchange factor activity
Source: RefSeq, a predicted model, not a curated record